Messenger RNA from Trypanosoma brucei brucei TREU927, 144 nucleotides. RefSeq lists its product as hypothetical. Bases 1 to 144 code for a protein of 47 amino acids. Lineage: Eukaryota; Euglenozoa; Kinetoplastea; Trypanosomatida; Trypanosomatidae. The transcript has a single exon. The record is from RefSeq and is a predicted model, not a curated record.
AUGCGAGCAGGAGAAACGACAUCAUGUCGAAUUGCUGUUGAGGGGAAUUCUUUUGCAUUUGAGGGUGUUUUUGACCAGUUUAUUACAUGUUUUGUGGAUGUACUCAAGGUUGAGGAGCUUCCACAUAUUGUGCGGGUUACGUAA